This is a messenger RNA of Rotaria sp. Silwood1, 891 nucleotides long. The record is from the annotation of a GenBank genome assembly. NCBI's taxonomy places the organism in Eukaryota, Metazoa, Rotifera, Eurotatoria, Philodinida, Philodinidae.
AUGGCUAGUUUACUUCGAGGAGGUAUUAAAACAGUGACUGUCAUUGGAGGUGGUCUAAUGGGCUCAGGAAUAGCACAAGCAACUGCAACUAAUCAUCAAGUUAUACUUGUUGAUCAAAAACAAGAAUUUCUUGAUAAAAGUUUAAAUAUAAUUGAAACAAGUUUAAAACGUAUAAUUAAAAAAAAAUUUGAUAAAGAUCAAGAAAAAGGUGAAAAAUAUUUAAACGAUAUUAAAAAUCGUAUUAAAACAAGUUUAAAUGUUAAUGAUGCUGUUAAAUCGACAGAUAUUGUUAUUGAAGCUAUUAUUGAAAAUCUUGAAGUAAAACAAAAAUUAUUUAAACAAAUUGAUCAAGUUGCACCAAAACAUACAAUUUUUACAAGUAAUACAUCAUCAUUACCAAUAACAGAAAUAGCAAAAGAUGUUCAGCGACAAGAUAAAUUCGGUGGUUUACAUUUUUUUAAUCCAGUACCUGUUAUGAAAUUACUUGAAGUCAUUCGUACAUCAUCAACAAGUGAUGAAACAUUUCAAACAAUGUUAAAUUUUGGUAAAGCAUUAGAAAAAACAACUGUUUCUUGCAAAGAUACUCCAGGUUUUAUUGUUAAUCGAUUAUUAAUACCUUAUCAUGCUGAAGCAGUACGAAUGAUUGAACGUGGUGAUGCAACACCUGAAGAUAUUGAUACUGCAAUGAAAUUAGGUGCUGGUUAUCCAAUGGGACCAAUUGAAUUAAUGGAUUAUGUCGGUUUAGAUACAUCAAAAUUUAUUACUGAUGGAUGGCAGAAACGUUAUCCUGAUGAACCAACAUUUCGAACAAGUGAUUUAAUUAAUAAGCUUGUGCGUGAAGGAAAACUUGGUAGAAAAACAAGUGCUGGUUUUUACAAAUAUUCAAAAUAA